CUUUUGUUCCAUCCACAACCAUUUGACCAUCUGUACUGUAAAUUGGACAUCGAAAUGGUAACUUUGUAGAGUACGCAGUCAUCAAUACUAACUUUGAAGUUGAUCACUCAGUUUUUGGACAGCUUCUUACUUAUCCGUUUCUACUCUGCUUAACUUACUUUGGUUGCAAACUUUUUCUUCGUGAUGUUUGCACGGCUACGUAAUUGUGAACGUGUAAUAUCUGAUACGUACGUCAUCAGUAAAAAAAUACACACAGGAAACACGAUUUGCAAGAACACUCGUGCUGGGGUGGUACGUCGAACUAGAGAUCAAUCCCAGCCCCUCACUUACGAGCAGGCAAAAAAGCCACAUCAAAUCGGUAUAAUGAAGUCUUGGAAUUCUUGGAAUACUUCAAAUUUGGAAGGAGAAGACCGUUACACUUCAGAGGUUACCCUUCAUGACCAGUUUAUUCGAACAUUUAUUAAUGGAACUUUUCCUUUGUUGGUUCAAAGUGAAGUUAUUAUCAAACGACAAUGUAACGUAAUACGUGUAGCUUUUUUACUAUUAAAGCGAAUAUCUCCAGGAGAAGCCAGUUUCCUCAUUGGUUACACAGAAGAAAUGCUUUCGCUUAUACUUCGAUGUGUUGUGAAACUAGAAGUACAAUUGGUGAUAUCCAAAAAUGAUGUUAUAUUUCGAUAUAUUUAAUCAUUGAACUGAAUUAUUAUUUAUUAUAUUGUAUUCAUAAAAGUGAUAUAUAUUGUACAGUGUAUCAUUAUUAUAGCCUUUAAUAUACUGCC
Messenger RNA from Schistosoma bovis, 776 nucleotides. The record is from the annotation of a GenBank genome assembly. Lineage: Eukaryota; Metazoa; Platyhelminthes; Trematoda; Strigeidida; Schistosomatidae.